UACUUGUACAAAUUAUUUUACUAAUGGCUUCUUCAUUUCUCUCCUUGCCUUCCCUACUACUAUUUCUCUUCUUAACAAUCACAUCUCUUCUCGUUCACUCUUCAUCUUCUAAACCACCCCGGCCGGUCCAUCUUCCUCGAACCGACCAGGUAGGAUUCCAAGUCGGCUUAACUCGGGUCGACCAUGGCCGGAACCUCACCAAAUUCCAACUCGUCGAACGAUCCGUCCGCCGCGGAAAACUCAGGCUGGAGAGGCUCGCUGAAUUGGCAACCACCACCGGCCCUGGCAAGGGCGUCCGGGCCCCGGUCUUUCCCGGGGACGGCGAGUUCCUCAUGAAUUUCACGGUCGGAUCUCAGGCCGUGCCGGUUUCCGCUAUCAUGGACACAGGCAGCGACCUCAUAUGGACGCAGUGCAUGCCAUGCACCAAGUGCUUCCACCAACCCACGCCGGUUUUUGAUCCGGUAAAGUCGUCUUCGUUGCGCAAUAUUUCGUGCACUAGCGAGUUGUGCGAGGACCCGACUGUAUUCAAGUGCGACCAUGGCUGCAAGUACUUGUAUAUUUAUGGAGACGAAUCCUCCACUCGAGGAUACAUGGCUAAAGACACAUUUAUUUUCAGGGACUCGGCGUCCAUACAUAAUGUAGUAUUUGGGUGUGGAGUGAACAAUCAGGGAUUAGGGUUGGCCGAGGGAUCAGGACUAGUGGGACUCGGACGUGGAUCGCUGUCGCUUGUGUCACAGCUACAUAUCGACAAGUUUUCGUAUUGCUUAACCUCAAUGGAGGAGGACAAAACAAGCCAAGUUUUAUUUGGAGCACUAGCUGAACUAAACUGCAGUGCUACUAGUGGCAAAACCCGUAGCACCACGCCCAUGGUACAAAACCCUUUCCAACCAUCAUUAUACUAUGUGUCGUUAAAAGGGAUCACCGUCGGGAAAACCCGAGUUCGUGUACCGAAAUCGAUGCUGAAGCCGAACAACAAAGACGGGAGUGGCGGAAUGAUCCUCGACUCUGGAACCACCCUAACGUACUUAGACGAGGACGUUUUCGGCGCGCUAAAGAAGGAGUUCACGUCACAGAUGAAACUCGGGGUUUCCAAACCGCCCGGCGCCACUGGGCUCGAUCUGUGCUUCGACUUGCCGACCACCACAGAUGUGUCUCAAGUUGCGAUUCCGAAGUUGAAGCUUCAUUUCGAGGGGUCGGAUUUGGAGCUUCCGGCGGAGAAUUAUAUGAUAUUGGAUACGCAGGACGGAGGCGGCGGAGUGGUGUGCUUGGCAAUGGCAGCAUCGAGUAGUGGGUUGUCCAUAAUUGGGAACAUCGCGCAGCAGAAUUUGUUGGUCCUGCAUGAUCUUGAGAAGGAGACUGUGUCCUUUACUCGCACUCAAUGUGACCAAUUGUAGGUUUAAUUAUAUGAGAUCUUAGAGGGUCUCUUUGAAUGAAAUGAAAAUAAAGAUCACUUCGGCUAUGGAAGUGUGGCCUAA
This is a messenger RNA of Rhododendron vialii, 1475 nucleotides long. Its product is annotated as aspartic proteinase nepenthesin-1-like. Gene Ontology annotation, cellular component: extracellular region. Bases 24 to 1394 code for a protein of 456 amino acids. Lineage: Eukaryota; Viridiplantae; Streptophyta; Magnoliopsida; Ericales; Ericaceae. The record is from RefSeq and is a predicted model, not a curated record. The transcript has a single exon.